This is a messenger RNA of Drosophila albomicans, 479 nucleotides long. RefSeq names its product protein midgut expression 1 (gene mex1). The coding region runs from base 138 to 383 and encodes 81 amino acids. The record is from RefSeq and is a predicted model, not a curated record. The transcript has 2 exons. NCBI's taxonomy places the organism in Eukaryota, Metazoa, Arthropoda, Insecta, Diptera, Drosophilidae.
UCAGUUGUUAUUUUGUUUUGGCCAACGACAGAUCGUUCGACACAGACGCGGAGAGGCUAAUACUAUAUAUACUUCAAUAUAUAUAUAUAUAUUUAUUUACACACCUAUAUUAAGGAAUAAACGCAACACUUCUCAAAAUGUGUAACGCUCUAUGUGAAUGCCUUAAGUGCCCUGGCAAAGUGGUUUGCUGCUGCUGUUCAUGUGCCUGCAAAAUGCUGUGUAGCAUUCUCUUCUCAGUAAUACUCCUGGCGGUGAUCAUUGGAUUGAUCGUCUACUUCACAGUCUACCACAACAAGGAUAACGGCGAUUCAACGAAGGCGCUGCAAAAGAUGGCUCCCAUUGUUAAGCGUAGUAUACGCGAUUACUUCCAUAAGGAAUACUGAUUUGGAAGCACGCCAAGAAUUUAUAUCAUAAGUCAUAUACUGUAGUAAUUUAGUUAUCGAACGAAAUAAGAAAUAAUACUAAUACCCGAAUCCUAA